Molecule: messenger RNA, 618 nt
Organism: Cladophialophora yegresii CBS 114405
Lineage: Eukaryota; Fungi; Ascomycota; Eurotiomycetes; Chaetothyriales; Herpotrichiellaceae
Exons: 3
Coding region: 1-618 (205 amino acids)
Biological process (GO): endoplasmic reticulum to Golgi vesicle-mediated transport; protein retention in ER lumen; Golgi organization
Cellular component (GO): Golgi apparatus; endoplasmic reticulum-Golgi intermediate compartment; COPII-coated ER to Golgi transport vesicle
Source: RefSeq, a predicted model, not a curated record
AUGCGCUUCUCACGAGCAGCGGCCUAUGCCGCGUUCGCAGGAUGUAUAGGCGCGGGCGUGGCACACAACAUCGCCCUGAAAGCGCAUACGAGGGAGUGCUUCCACGAAGAACUGCACAAGGACGACAAGAUGACGGUGACGUUUCAAGUGGGCGACCGGGAGUUUGGCGGCGCAGGAAACCUGGAGAUUGAUUUCUACAUUACCGACCCUUCAGGUUCAUACGAGACAAAGCUCAACUCCGUCUCAUCCGGGGACUAUUCGUUCGAAGCCCGCAUGGACGGCAAAUAUGUCUACUGCUUCAGCAACGAGCACUGGUCGGCAAAUAGCAAGGAGGUAUCGUUCAACGUCCAUGGCAUUGUAUACGUGCCCGAAUCAGAGGCUCCCCAAGAUCCGCUCGAGACAGAAGUGCGCCAACUCUCCGACCUCCUCGCCCAAGUGAAAGACGAACAGGCAUACAUUGUCGUCCGCGAACGAACGCACAGAAACACCGCCGAGAGCACGAAUUCAAGGGUCAAGUGGUGGUCAAUAUUCCAGCUGGGCGUGUUGAUAGGAGAAGGGGUCUUUCAAGUCUGGUGGUUGAAGCGGUUCUUCGAGGUGAAUAGCCGGCCCCUUCCAUAA